Erigeron canadensis is the source of this 1155-nucleotide messenger RNA. RefSeq names its product ethylene-responsive transcription factor WRI1-like. The record is from RefSeq and is a predicted model, not a curated record. The coding region runs from base 26 to 1132 and encodes 368 amino acids. Gene Ontology annotation, molecular function: DNA binding; DNA-binding transcription factor activity. The transcript has 7 exons. Gene Ontology annotation, biological process: regulation of DNA-templated transcription. Lineage: Eukaryota; Viridiplantae; Streptophyta; Magnoliopsida; Asterales; Asteraceae.
UCAGGCCAUAAAUCUUAGUGAGAGAAUGAAGAGAAGAAAGGUUUCAUCAUUUUCAUGUUCAUCUUCUUCUUCUUCAUGCAUUAUUAAUGAACACCAAAUCCCAAAAUCUCACAAAAACAACACUUUGACUACUACUAAUACCUCCUCAAUGCAAACUGCUAAUGCUGAAACCACUCGCAGGAGCUCCAUUUACAGAGGUGUCACCAGGCAUAGAUGGACUGGAAGAUUUGAAGCACAUCUAUGGGACAAGGGUACAUGGAACAACAUCCAAAACAAGAAAGGAAAACAAAUUUAUUUGGGGGCCUAUGAUAGUGAAGAGGCUGCUGCUCGCACAUAUGAUCUUGCUGCCCUAAAAUAUUGGGGGCCGGAUACGACCCUCAAUUUCCAGAUAGACACCUACAAGAAGGAUAUCGAAAAAAUGGAAAAACUGUCCAAGGAUGAAUAUUUAGCGUCCUUAAGGAGAAGAAGUAGUGGAUUUUCAAGAGGUGUUUCAAAAUAUAGAGGAGUAGCAAGGCACCACCAUAAUGGAAGAUGGGAGGCACGGAUUGGACGAGUUCUUGGAAACAAAUACCUAUAUUUGGGAACUUACAGCACUCAAGAGGAAGCAGCUGCAGCGUAUGACUUGGCAGCCAUUGAGUAUCGAGGUGCAAAAGCAGUUACCAACUUUGAUAUCAGCAUCUAUGCAGAUCGCUUGAAGAAUGUCGUGCCACAAAACGAAGCUAAUCUUGAGUCGAUCAAAGUUGUAGCUCCAGUGAAAAGUGAGCACAUUGAGGAGGUUCAUAAUGACUUAAGUAGUCAUGAGCAACAAGAAGAAGAGACAAUUGCAAGUGAAAAAGAAAAGUCAUUGCCUGAUCAGAUUCAUGAUCUUGAUUUCCCACAUUCAGUUGAGGACGAACACCCAUGGAGCUUGUGCUUAGAUUCAAGCUACAAUCUCCUUCCGUUUCUACAUAUUCCUCUUGAUAAAUCAGGUGAUACUCUUGACUUGUUUGACGACACUGGCUUUGAGGAUAAUAUUGACAUUCUUUUUGACGGCCCAUUAUCUUGUGGAAAUGAACUGGAGAAAGUACAUUCCUGGAUCACUUCACCUUCAUCAUCAUCUUCAACGACAUUUGAUUGUCCCAUUUCUCAUUGAUGAAUAUGUGCUUUAGUUUUUUA